Molecule: messenger RNA, 710 nt
Organism: Centruroides sculpturatus (bark scorpion)
Lineage: Eukaryota; Metazoa; Arthropoda; Arachnida; Scorpiones; Buthidae
Product: COMM domain-containing protein 8-like
Exons: 5
Coding region: 56-598 (180 amino acids)
Source: RefSeq, a predicted model, not a curated record
AUCUGGCAACACUUACUCGAAGUGCCAUUAGGAACAGCUUCGUUUAGGGUAGAGAAUGGAGGCGGAGUUAAAACUUUUAAAUAAAUGUCCCGAAAAUAAACUGGAAAAGUUCCUUUAUUGUGUUGUUGAAGAUUUAUGCGGACAGAGACCACCACUUUUUUGUGACUAUUCUGAGAUUUGGUCUUUGACCGAAUGGUGGGAUGUGAAUAAUUCUCUGAAGAAGUUUUUUAGCAAUUCUGCAAAAUAUAUUGAAAAUAAAGAAAAAAUUCAGCAAACUUUAUCUCAUCUGUUACCAGAAUACAGAGAAAAAGUUCUCAACUGUUUGAAUAUUUGUCAAAAUGAUAUAGAGAAGGCCCUUGUAGAGAAAACUAAUUCUAUUUGUGAUAAUUAUUUAAAAGAUUUUGAUUGGAAAUUAAAGUUGAUAUUAUCAAGUGAUAGUUUGUAUAAUAUAAGAGAACCAUGUCUAGAAUUGGAUUUAAUGUUGGUCAGUGAUGAUGACAAAAAACAGCUGUGUGUUGAAAUGUCAAAAGAAGAAUUGAAAAGCUUCAUUGAUACAUUAGAAGCAGCACAUAAGGUUGUUGUUCAAAUGAUGGUGUGAGAUGUAGUAAUUCUGAUGUAAAUUAUGGUAUUAUGAAACAUUAAUAAUUAUAUACAGUAUCACAUAACAUGUACAACUCCAUGAAAUAAAUUAACAAACUUAAUUCACAAGC